CCUUCGUUUGGCUUGGCUAAUUUAUUUAUCACUCUCUUCUGGAGAGACAAGGGAACCAAAGUGCGGCAAGACGAGGCUUCUUAUACCAUUUGAUGGAGAUGUUUGGCAAAUUUAAUUCCGAAAAACAAUGAACUGUCUCUGGCUGAGGGACCGGGACAUGUUUUUGAGUCGCAGUCGCAGUUCCACAUGGUUAAAUGCGGAAAUGUGGGUUUUACUUCUUCUCCGCGAAAGCUGCACAUCACCUAUCGACUGGAAAUGGCCCGAACAGCCGUCUGCUGCACUCUGUUUUAGUCCCAUCAUUGUUUUAGGUUCCAGUGUGAUCGUUGUCUGCAUAAUAACAUGUUAUUAUCAUUUUAUUUGUUUGCCAGCUCAGGCCACUCCACUCUCGGAUCAGGCGGAGACUCGGAUAUCCAGAUACGAGGAGCAGUAUCUGCAGAGCAAGGUAAAGGUAGAGACGCAAUGUGCUAAAUGCUCGAAACACAUGUUCUUGUGUUUUUAAGUGUGUCUGCCGGAAUUAGCAUAAUUGUGGAUUUCACUUGGAAAAUAUCAGGGUUUCAUCGGAUGCUUCAGAGGGUGUUCGGUCACUCAACAUAAAUUAUUUUUGAAGUCUGGUAAAUAAUAAUAUUUAUGAUGAUAUAAAGGUGAGACGGAGUCCUGACUCCUGACUGUAAAGGUUCUUAUUUAUUUCUUUUUAACUUAAAAAUCAUCAUUAAAAUAUUUUCCAACAACCUGAUAAUACUUAAUUCCUGUGACCAGUGUAAGUUUAAACAAUUUUGGGUUAACAAUAGAAAACACGCUUAAGCUGGCCAAGCAUAAAAGCCAUGACUUUUCGAAUGUCGACAGUUUCUCAAUAAAGAAACGUGGGUCCGCCCAUUGAUCGGGGGCUUUGAGAAUGCUGUAAACCGAUUAGGGAUCCGUGGCUCGAAUGGAGCCAUAAUAUUGGAAUUUCCCUAAGUCGGGCUCAGAGAAUAAACAAUUUGUUGGGCAGAAGAAAGUUGUGUGUGUUUUGUGAUGGAAAUUACGCUUGCCGCUCUACAAUAAUUAAAUCAUUCCGCCUCUGAAAACUAUAAGAAGAUACACGAUUGAUUUAAGCUGACAACCAAAAUCCGUUCCAAUUUCCAAUGGCGAUUGAGUCUUAACGGCGCUGACAAUAUGGAUUUGAUGCUUUUCGAUCGCGAUCGAGAUGGAGAUGAGGAUGGAGGCCUUUUGUGCGAUGCGACGACAAUGCAGUAACAAAGCGCUGGGCGCGUGAAUUAAUAAUCUCUGGUCCAUAAAAACAGAUGUCAGCUUAAAAUUCGGGCUCCGCCUUUGUGUGCUACUGGUUUUUUCCUAUUCAAUACCCCGGAUUACGCUACUUGUAUUGAGUUAGAUCUGUAAAAACGGCCUUCACGGGAGCCAAAAGUCAGACGAUUCGACUGCAGGCCAAAGCCAGGAAUGUAGUUUUUCGGAAUUGGUUUGGGUUUUUAUUUGGGUUUGCUGAGAAAAAUACAAAAUAAAGUGAUCUUGUCUGAGCGCUUUCGGAAGAGGUAAUUUAUUUUAUGGCUUUAUGAGGCAGGUUUUUAGUUGUUUUCUCUUGACUUUAAAAAGUGAAAAGUAAAUAAUUUCAUCGAUUUCUAGCAGUUCUAGAUUUGAGUAUGUGCUUAGACUUUUCCCUCAACUGGUCGCAUAUAUUUUCAGGCUAGAUUUUGUGCUAAAUUAUAUUUAAAUCAAAAUGAAUCCGGAAAAGUUAAAGAAGUUAGAGGAGCAGGUGCGCAUUGGCGGCAAGGGCACUCCCCGUCGCAAGAAGAAGAUCGUCCAUUCCACGUCCGCCACCGACGACAAGAAGUUGCAGUUGUCGCUGAAGAAGCUUUCGGUAAAGCCAAUCGCCGGCAUCGAGGAGGUCAACAUCAUUAAGAACGAUGGCACCGUCAUCCACUUCAACAACCCGAAUCUGCAGGCCUCUUUGCCGGCAAACACGUUUGCCAUCACGGGCCACGGUGAUCGGAAGACUAUUGCGGAGCUGAUGCCCAGCAUCCUGGCGCAACUGGGAUCCCAGGACAUCAAUCAGCUAAAGCAGCUAGCCACGGAGAUCGUUAAUAAGAGCUCGGCAGGAGGCGCUGCUUGUUCCGCUGCUGCCGAUGACGGGGAUGAUGAUGUGCCCGAUCUGGUGGAUAACUUCGAGGAGGUUGCCAUUGCCGCUGCCUCUGCUGACGGUGGGAAGGAGACUUCCGAUUAAAAGGAAGGCUUCAUAUGGAACAUAAACAAACACACAAGGCGGAGGAGCGAAGGGGCAGGCAGGUAUACAGGACAUACCGCCCAGCCGGACACACUACAAGACACGCUGAACACACGGGAUAAAGUCGCCCAGAUUCAGAACCCAGGCCAAGAGAGCAGUAUAUCGCUGGAAUACUCCUUUCCUUUGCCGUCCUUCGCCUUUUGACGGGGGUUGAAAACCCCAAAAAAAUUAGAAGUCUUCAUGUGUUGAGUUUUUGUAAGAAACUGAUUU
Molecule: messenger RNA, 2485 nt
Organism: Drosophila kikkawai
Lineage: Eukaryota; Metazoa; Arthropoda; Insecta; Diptera; Drosophilidae
Source: RefSeq, a predicted model, not a curated record